GGCAGCUGCGCCUGCCUGUGGCCGGCGAGCGGGGGGCGGAAGGGGUGGUCGGGCCCGGAAGCGGAACGGGCAAAGGCGGAAGUGAGGGCCGGGGCCUGCGAGACGCACCGGCGGGAGCGGCGCUGCGGGCGUUGCAACCUGCCUACAGGUGGAGAACCUGCAGCAUCCUUAACUCUAGGCACUCCUGCACUUAGACCACCACAAUGGCAGGUCGAGGUGGAGCUGCCCGACCGAAUGGACCAGCUGCUGGGAAUAAAAUCUGCCAGUUCAAACUUGUUCUCCUGGGCGAGUCAGCAGUGGGGAAGUCCAGCCUGGUCCUGCGCUUCGUCAAGGGGCAGUUCCACGAGUACCAGGAGAGCACAAUUGGAGCUGCCUUCCUAACACAGACAGUGUGUCUGGAUGACACAACGGUGAAGUUUGAGAUCUGGGACACGGCGGGGCAGGAGCGAUACCACAGCCUGGCCCCCAUGUACUACCGGGGGGCUCAGGCUGCCAUCGUGGUCUACGACAUCACCAACACAGACACAUUUGUACGAGCCAAGAACUGGGUGAAAGAGUUGCAGAGGCAGGCUAGCCCCAAUAUUGUAAUUGCACUAGCAGGAAACAAGGCAGACCUUGCUAACAAGAGAGCUGUGGACUUCCAGGAUGCACAGACAUAUGCAGAUGACAACAGCUUGCUGUUCAUGGAGACGUCAGCGAAGACAGCAAUGAAUGUGAAUGAAAUCUUCAUGGCAAUAGCCAAGAAACUGCCAAAAAACGAACCCCAGAACGCUCCUGGUGGCCCGGGCAGGAAUCGGGUGGUGGACCUUCAGGAGAGCAGCCAGCCCAGCAGAAGCCAGUGCUGCAGCAACUGAGCAGCUGCUGCAGCCCACGAGCCCUUGGAGGAGUGACUGGAACCCACGCUAACGAUCGCACUUACCGUAGGGCGGCUGCUGCCGGCGCCGCUGUGAUUCUCCAUCCCUUUCUGAUCAUAGGCUGGAGGGAGUUCUUCCACCUGCACCUUUCUGUACAAAUACUAAUUCAAUUCUAAGUCUUAAGUCACUUUUUUAAUAUAUGAACUUCUGCUCUUCCCUCUUCCUGGUGGUGGUGGAUGCAGGAGCUGGUGUCUGCCCAGCCAGCGUGGCCGUCCCGCAGGUGAGGCCAGCAGCAGCCAGGUCCCACAGCACUGUAGUUCACUAUGGGAAACAAAGGGAUAUUGGGACACGUGUUAAAGUUCCCUGUCUGUAAGAGCUGAGGCUGAUCCCGUAUGAUGUGCCCAGAACAACCACUAAACUGUAGCAUUAGAGACAAACUCCGGCUCUUGGGCCACUUAUUGACCAAAUCAACGAUGAGUAUUUGGGGUGGGGCAGAGGGAAGCAAAACUGGUUUCUUCUGUAUUUUGUAUUGUAUGUUUCUCCAUGUAACCAAUCAGUAUCUUGUCAAUAUAGUACAUCCAACGA
This is a messenger RNA of Serinus canaria (Common canary), 1439 nucleotides long. It is a transcript of the gene RAB5C, whose product is annotated as RAB5C, member RAS oncogene family. Gene Ontology annotation, molecular function: GTP binding; GTPase activity. Bases 204 to 854 code for a protein of 216 amino acids. Lineage: Eukaryota; Metazoa; Chordata; Aves; Passeriformes; Fringillidae. The transcript has 6 exons. The record is from RefSeq and is a predicted model, not a curated record.